UCAAGAUUGUUGCAAUCUCUUCCUCUCUUGCUAUAACAAAUAAAAAAAAUCAAGAAUGUAAAGGGGAUGGAAUUUUUUUUUCUUUCAAAAUUGCACUUCAUCAAGAGAAAUUUCCAACACCCUUUUUAGAUCUGAUGUUUCUUGUUGCAUUUUUUCAGAUUAUCCUUUUUCUAACAGCAUCCAAUGCAGAAUUUUCAUCAAGGCUGCUUGAUUCAGUUCUUCAAGAUUAUGCUUUUAGGGCAUUUGUUAGGCCAAGAACUGGGAUUCCUUAUGAUGGGAAUGUGCCUUUUAAUUACACUGGAAUCAAAGUUUCUGCACUGAGGUUAAGAAGUGGGAGUAUGAGGAGAAGGGGUGUUAGUAGAUACAAAGAAUUUCAAAUCCCAAUUGGUGUUUUGGAGCAACCUUAUGUAGAGAGGCUUAUUUUGGUGUAUCACAAUUUAGCCAAUUGGUCUGAUUUGUAUUACCCUUUACCAGGUCAUAUUCAUUUAACACCAGUUUUGGGUAUUUUAACUUAUGAUGCUUCAAAUUUAUCUGCUACUAAUUUGCCUGAGUUGGAUAUCAGAGCUUCAAAGAAUCCCAUUUUGGUUAAUUUUUCUAGUGUAGUGAGGCCGGUGCCAAUGGGGUUGUCACCUAAGUGUGUCUGCUUCAACUUGGAUGGUGCAGUGGAGUUUGACAAUAUAUUGAAUGGGAAUGUGUGUAAGACGACGAAACAAGGACAUUUCUCUAUAGUGGUUGAGUUUACUACUGCUGCUGAGCCAGAACCUGAACCUGAACCCGAACCCGCCAGUGGAGGUGGCACAAAUGGUCAUAAAAGUGGUGGUAGGAAAAAUUGGGUGAUAUUUGGAUCAGUUGUUGGUGGAUUUGUGGCAUUGGUUUUCUUGGUUUUAUUGAUUGCUUGUUUGAACAAGUAUGAUAAGAAGAAAAAGAUUGACAGAAUGGAAGAAGCAGCUGAUAGAGGUGUACCAUUGCUUAUGACAAAAAUUGGGAAUACAAAGGCACCAAUAGCUUCAGAGACUCGUACAAGACCCUCGUUAGAGAAUGAAUAUCUCCCAUAGAUUUGAUUCUUUUUUU
Solanum verrucosum is the source of this 1071-nucleotide messenger RNA. RefSeq lists its product as uncharacterized. The transcript has a single exon. Bases 135 to 1055 code for a protein of 306 amino acids. Gene Ontology annotation, cellular component: membrane. NCBI's taxonomy places the organism in Eukaryota, Viridiplantae, Streptophyta, Magnoliopsida, Solanales, Solanaceae. The record is from RefSeq and is a predicted model, not a curated record.